UAACAUACUUGUAAGCUAUGGCACCGUUCUUCGUUUCAAGAUCAAAUGACAUUGCAACGCACAGUUCAGUUUCAGAAACUUUUGCGUCCCCCGUCGUUCAUUAGUGCUGAACACGGAGAUCAAUUCCUCAGAGUGUUGGACGUUACGAGAAGGUUUUGGUACAGAGGAUUAGUCAUGAGGCCAUUGCGCAUCUUGAAUGUUGCCGAGAAAAAUGAUGCGGCUAAAGAGCUGUCUAGGAUAAUGUCCCGAGGACACAGUUUCAGGGUAAAGUGUCAGAUUUUUAUAAUUAUGUAACACUGUUAGCAAUUAUUAGCUUGUUUCAAACUGAACAAAACAAAACAGAAAAAAAAAACAAAAAAAAAACAAAAAUAAGGGGGUCGAUCCUGUAAGCUUCUGUCGGGACAUUGCCACUGUAGUAAAUAUUUUCGUCAGUACAUCCUGGUUAAGCAAAACCCUCUAUAGCUUUAGGAUUUCAUUGCUUUUACUUUAUUCUGCUUUGUUAUUUAUUUAUUUAUUUAUUACAAUUCAGUGACAAUAAACAACAUCAUUAUUAGAGUAGUCUACAAAAGAGUCAUAGGCCCCAUUCAAAGGCAGACCACCUAAAAGAAAAGGAAAAAAAAAGGAGAAUAUGAUAUAUUCCACAAAAACGUCAAAUUAGAAAUAAAUGACAAUCAUCAAACUGAGAUACAGUGUAUGAAAAAAGAAUUAAAAAUUAAUGCACCCUUCUUAAAACUGGUAAUGUUAUUAGUUCAUAAAAGCUUUGCCAGUGUCUUCAAACCAAUCAGAUUCACAAAAAAUAAAGACAGUUGUGACUUGGCCACUCAUGGUUUCUUGUGCUUGAGGCCAGUUCUCAUUGGCUUGUUGUGUUGUGUCUCUCUUAUCUGAUUGGUAGUUGUAAUGACUUCAAGUUUGGUUCCACAAUAUUUUUACAUUACUUGAGAGUGCACAACCUAACUGUACCUUUACCAAGCUUUUUUCUCUUUAUCAUUCACAGAGAGAAGGUCUCUCAAAGUUCAACAAGAUUUAUGAAUUCGACUACAACAUUUUGGGAAGUGUAAGUAUUAAUAUUUAGCCUCAUGAAAUACUAAACCGGAAGUCCACCUUUACUGUACUGAAAGAAAAAAGUCCUCAUGAGAACAGUGCUCAAAAAAGAAAAAGCCUUAAAUUAAAUGGGUCACAAUGGGCAGGUAGGUUCUCCUUCCAGAUGAUCUAGUUUUCCUCGGUUAAACGCAAGGAGAAUUUGAUGCUAUGUGGAAAGUUACUUAUAAAAAUACUUUAUUCAAUCCACACCUCCCCAUUCAAGGGAUGGCAUUCUUAAUUAUUUUUAUUUUAAUUUUCAAACAGAAUGCUAAAAUGGUGAUGACAUCUCUGUCAGGACAUAUGAUGACUUUAGAUUUCACAGCUAGUCAUCAAAAAUGGUAAGAAUAUAUUAUGUUAUUCUGAUAACUAAACAAUUUUUAAAAUUGUGGGCCUAAUUUUUUCUUUCUUUAGGUAUAGUUGUGCUCCUGUAGCCCUUUUUAGUGCUCCAGUUACAAAAUAUGUUGGAGAAAGUUAUCUGCCUAUUAAGGUGAGAGACUGAUCCCACAACUACCUUUGUCCAUUCCUUCUGUAAAAAGACUCCCUAGUCUUUUCAUGCAAAAAAUUACAUUAUUUAAUAUGUUUUAAUGUCUUGUGCAAUUGUACAAUUAUGACAAUCACAGAGGACUUUAGAAAGAGAGGUGAGAGGCUGUCAGGUGUUGAUCAUAUGGACUGAUUGUGACAGAGAAGGCGAAAACAUUGGCUUUGAAGUUAUAACUGUUUGUCAAAAUGGUAAGUUACUUAUUCCAAACUUGAACAAUAAGCAAUUUCAUUUUUAUUGCAGUGAGUUUUUUGAAAUUGUAAAUAUUGAGUAAACACUGUAAUUUUCACCUCUACUGAGUGGUCAUGGUCACUCUUUACUGGGUCCCAAAAGUCUGUUUUUUAUUGUCUUUCACCUAUAUUGAACAGUCACGUAAAAUGGAACCACUCAGAUAAAACUAACUGUAAUCUUUAAAGUAUAUUUAGCCCAUGUUUAUAUCUCAAAAUCAAUGCUAGUGGUGUUUUUGAGUGUUUUUUUGUUUUUGUUUUUUCACAUUAAGUGGUAUAUUAUGUCAGGAAAUGAUGUUAUUGUUGUCGUUUCUAAUGGAACCCUUCACUCUGGAACCUGUAUCAAGUGGUGAACUUGUAUUAAGAAGUCACCUAGACAUUCCCCUGUGGGUGACUGUACUAGGCACUCAGCUAAUGGGUACAAACAAUACUGGGAGGGGGGGGGGGAGGUAGGGUAAGCUGGGGAAAAACAAGAGAGAACCAAAAGCCUAGCAGAGACUAAAGUGUUUAGAGUAUUGAGAGAUCUUUCUUGCAUUGUUUGUUUAUAUGCUAGUAAUACAUCAUGCUAUUUUGAACAAGCUUGUGUAUAUUAUACAAAAGAAGUCAACCUUUGUCAUGUCAUAAUUUCCUUUCAAUUAAUUUUUUGCAGUCUGUCCUAAUAUCCAAAUUUAUCGUGCAAAGUUUUCAGAAAUUACUCCUGGGUAAGUAGCUGGCGACACCUUUGUUUUAGAUGAAUUCUUCCUCGCAAAAUUUUUAAAAAUAUACAAACAGUGGGAAUUUUAAACUUUUAUUUGACUUAUUUUGAUACUACAUCUGUGUAGCAUUUUUUUUUUCACUUCCAGGCCCAUUUUGAGGAGAGUAAAUGCAGUUUUAUCACCCUUAGCGAUGUACUUAUUAUUACUUAAAUUGAAAGUUUGUAACACAUAAUGGGAAAUUUGCAGCGUAUUUUUUGAUGAAUUUUUAAAAGUUUCAGAUGUUCUCUUUGGGUACCAACCUACAUUGUGGAGAACACUAUUAUUUACUUUUAAUUACAUUGUUUCAACAAUUGUAGCUCAGUUUCAAGAGCCGUCCAGAACCUUGUUGAACCUGAUUUAUUACAGUCUCAAGCAGUAGAUGUUAGGAUGGAACUUGACCUAAGGAUAGGUAAUUUUUUCUUUGUCGCUUGUGGUAAUUUUACUUACAUUAAGUCCAGUGUUAUACUGUACAUGUACAGUAGAGGAUGACAUUAAAUGAGAUGUGUUGUAACAAAUCUUGUUAACUGCAUUAGGACUAGUCUUAGACUUGAGUUGUUAUUAUAAUCUUGAACAGGCUUUUAUUUGCCAGAAAGGGUCCAGUUGAUUUAAGAGCUGAGUGAAGCAAGGUCCAGUGUGCAUUUUUUAGCCAGAUCUCUUAGUUUAGCUUUUCUUCUACUGGAUUUAACCUCAACAAUUUGUCUUUUUAUGCACUCUGGUCUUCUGUGGUCAAUCCUUCAUUGACAGUUUUGAUACAGAAUGAAGUGAUGACAAACUAUUUUCUUUUGAAGAAACAUGAUACAUGUUACAAUAAUUGCACAGUUUAAUGUGUUGUUACUUGCUUAUUUUGCGAAAACAAUUGAUUUUUGUUUAUCUGUGUUGCCUUAGGAGCUGCCUUUACUCGGUUCCAGACAUUGAGACUGCAAAAGGUUUUUCCAGAUGUUUUGAAGGAUAACCUUAUCAGUUAUGGUAAGCAUCAAUUUUAACAUAUCACUAGUAACCUUACAACAUAUUCUGUUAUUAAAGCCUUUGCUUUUUUAUGGUAUAAAAUAAUUCAUUCAGUGCAUUGGAUGAAACAAAAUAUUUAUGAAAGUUUAGUGACACAGGCACACUUGCAAAGAAAUUAAUGUUUUUUAACAGAAAUUGAAUUUAUAUGACUGUAUGGCCUUGCUUGAAUGCUCUAUCAUUGAGCUGUGGGCUGUAUUUGUGCAUUGAUGGAAAUGCUAAUCAAAGAUUAAAGGAGAAAUUUUUCAGUUAUCAGCAAAGGAAUAUUCAGGAAAAGAAAAUUUGAUUAGUUGUCAUUAUGAUAGUAAGAGAUGAUGUUUUGAUUUUUCAACAUGAAGUAGCUGGAUUUUCUUCAUUCAGUUUUAGGACUUUUUAAUCAAAAGUUUGCUGUGUUUGAUUUCAUUUCCUAUAGGAAGUUGCCAGUUUCCAACAUUAGGAUUUGUUGUUGAAAGAGUAAGUAAAUGUUGAUAUCUAAACUUUGUAAACAGAAGUAGAGAGCAUACUGUACAAACAUUCCAUUCUCAAAAAGCCUAGCUAAAAUGGAUUUGCAGUUAAUCUCCUUUUAGAAUUUUUGCAGCUUUGGUUUGUUGCUUUUUAGAAAGUCUAGUCACCAAGUAUUGUUAUUUCUAUUUCUUUAGUUUUAAAUCUAUAAUUUUUUUGUGAUUGCCAAUCAGUAUAAACAAGUCCAGCAAUUUGUUCCUGAAGUAUUUUACAAAAUUAAAGGUAGGAAGUUAUUUUAUGUAUUGAUAAUUAUGUAAUUGUGCGUGAAAUGUUUUUGAAAAUGUUAUAUUUUAAGGGGUGGUAAAAUUUACAACUAAGUUUUUCAGGUAAAUAAAUUUUUUUAAGCCAAAAAAAAAUGACCUUUUUUUCCUUUUAAUUAGUUUCUCAUGAGAUGGAAGAAACAAAAGUGGAUUUCAGCUGGAAGAGGUACAAUGGAACUCAAUUUUUUUCAAUUUCUAUGAUUAACUUUGUGAGGGUUUUGGCUGAGUUUUAGCAUCCAUGAUGUUUUGAUUAAUUGCAUAAUUGUACAAAAUAUUUCUUGUUACAAUUUUUUAAAUCCUUGUAGAGGCAGACUUUUUCACCGCUUGCCUUGUCUGGUCAUCUAUCAGAUGUGUUUGGAGGUAUAACGCAAGUUUUUGUUUAAACUAUUUUAAAUGGUUUUGUAACUGGAGAAUAAACUUAGUUAUUAAAAAUUAUAUAAACUACAUUUCCAUCACUUUUUGGACAAAAAUUUUUUUUUUAAUUAUAAUAUUAAUAUUGUAAUAGAAUAAGAAAGAUGUCAUCUUAGGUUCAAUUCUCCAUGGGGAUUCUUUUUCCUGCCCUGGUGACAACAAAAAAACAUUGUUAUUACUAUCAUUAUUAUUACUAUUAUUAUCAGUACUAUAUUUACUCAUAUACCAGAAUCCUACAGCAAAGGUUCUUACCACAUCAUCUCGUCCCAAGAGUAAGUGGAGACCUCUUCCGUUAGACACUGUGGUAAGUUGAACCAUCAUUAUUGCUUGUGAGUUGACACCUUGUUCUUUUUAAUGGUGGUUCUUCUGAUUACAUUUUUAAUACUUCUUCAAAAACACCUUCCAAUAUUUACUUAAAGGUAAGUAGUAAGUAAGCCUUUAUAUGGGCCCAAGUGGCCCAUGGGGCUGGUGCUUAACUCCGGUUUCUUAGCAUGAAGCGGCUAGGAGUAUUGCUACUCCCCCCUGGGUGGGAUGCUAGUCCAUCGCAGGAUUACCCCUAGCACAUUUGCUGGUACCCAUUUGUACACCUGGGUGAAGAGAAGCACUGUGAGAGUAAAGUGUCUUGCCUAAGAACACAACACAAUGACCCUGGCCAGGGCUCGAACCCGGACCACCCGAUCCAGAGCCGAGUGCACUAACCAUGAGGCCACCACACCUCCACAAUAUUUAUGUAGACUUUAUAAUAAUACAUUGGAAUCUAGUGCAUUUGGGUGAUGUACAGUUCACUUAAGAGAACAUGCACAAUACAUUUGCAGGAACUUGAGAAACUUGCCUCUCGAAAAUUGAAAAUAAAUUCCAAAGAGACGAUGAAAAUAGCUGAAAAACUCUACAAUCAGGGGUAGGUAGUAGUGGCAUUUCUAGUUAAAGGAGCUAAUGGUAUAUUCUUGGUGCCCUGAUGAAGGCCAUGUUUAAUACAGUUACUGGUACUCUCUUAGUUUCGAUGUGAUUAAAAGUACUGGUAUCAACCUAUUUUUGCACUAUCUUAUGCUUGGCACAUGAUGCCACUGGCUGUGAGCUGAAAUAAUGAAUCAAAAAUUUUCAUUAUGAACAUUUAUCCCAUCAUAAGGUCAUUGAAUAACAAACUGUAUCCUGAUUUUCCUAAUUCUUGAAAACAGACAUAAAAAUCAUGUAGAGUACCUUUGUUACUUUGUAUAUUAGAUUCAUCAGCUAUCCUCGCACAGAAACCAACAUGUUUCCAAAGUCAUUGGACCUGCGGCCCCUUGUUCAAAAUCAGACUGUUGAUGGAAACUGGGGAGGUAAAAUGGAAAUCCAUAUUUUCAUUCAUUCAUUUUUUCAUUUGUCAUUCAUUUACUCAGUGCCAUUGAUACAUUAACCUAUAAGCUGUGUUGUAACUAUUAUUUGAAUAAUUUUCACUGACAUCAUUUUGUAAGUACCUUUUAAGUUAUCUUAUGUAGUUGAUAUCAUUGCAAAGCACUAGUCUUGAUUCUAAGGUUGAACUACUGUAACUUUAGCGUAAUGACCUGUUUUUUUUUUUUCAGCUUUUGCAGCUCGCGUGUUGGAACGAGGCCCCAGCCCUCGACAGGGCAACAAAACAGACAAUGCUCACCCUCCUAUUCAUCCAACAAAGCAUACAAACAAUUUACAGGUUUGCUUUUUUAUCACAUGCCAAUACAUGCUCAGAGAUUUGACACUACUUUGAAGGAUUUCUGAAUGACAGUAAUUCUGUCAAUAAUUUUCCCCCCCCCCCUUGGGAUAUUCCACCAUAGUUCAUCAGAGCUAUCAGAUGUUACAUUUUGGAAACUGCAUGUUACAAAUUGAAUGGUAUAAGCUUAUUUUAGAUAUACACAGAGCUGAAUUUAAGGUGUUGGUCCAUCAGUUAACAGUGAGUGCAUAAGUUAUUUACAUGUACAGUAGUUGUGUACCAUCAACCAAUAUAGCAUUUUAAACCAUAAGUAUUCCCCAGAUCUGCUGCCAGCUUAAUAUUUUAUAUUUCAAGGUUAUCCUUAGUUAAGGCUUUUUCCUGGCUAAGUGUUGCUACACAGUGUCCAUUUGGCUUAAUUUGAUUUACAGGGAAAUGAAAAAAGAUUAUACGAGUUCAUAGUGAGGCACUUCUUAGCUUGCUGUUCUGAGGUAAGAAGAUUCCUUUGUCUUGAAAUUAUUUUAAUUUAUUGUGUUUCUUCCUUAGAGCUAUAGACUUCAGAUUUAUGCCUUACAAGACGAAGAAUAGCCAUGUACAUUUUCCAUUUUUCAUUGUUAUAUUCCAUGGGAAAUGGUUUGGUUUGGGUUGAAUUAAGGGGGAGCACCACAUAAUUUCCUAUGAUCAUAUCAUUGCUUAGUAUUCAUGUGUAAGUUAUCUUUGUGGUUAUGCCUUUACUACCAUGAUUGUAAAUCCUCUUCUCAGUUACUGAAAAUGUAUUACUUUUUUUUUCAAGGAUGCCAAGGGUCAAGAGACUAAUGUGGAAAUUGAAAUUGCUGGAGAGAAGGUCUGUGUUAUACAGCUUGUUGAAUCAUGAGUUCAAGUCAGAAAAUGAGCACCAAGGUGUCAAUGAAAAGUCUUUUCUGCUUGAAAAAAAAACCUUUGCUCCUGCCAGUAGAAGAAGGCAUUUAAUAUUUGAUGUGCAUUUUUUGCAGUUUACAGCCACAGGACUUAUGAUCAUUGCAAGGAACUAUCUGGAAGUUUAUCCUUAUGAUAGAUGGAGUGAUAAGGUAAUUCAGUUUCCUUUCUCCAGGAUUUAACUUACAUUUGGCCUCCUUUUUUCAAAGAAAAAUUACUUAAGAACUUUUUAAAUUAUAAUAUCAUGUUUUUACACCAAUUGUGGAGUGUUGCUGUUAGCUCUUUGGUCAAAUGACUGUCUUCUUUGCAUAAGCUUUCUACGUCAUGAUAAUCGUUUGCAUUGAUUCUCUCCUCUUUGAAGACAAUCCCAGUUUACAAUCAAGGUGAAGAGUUUCAGCCAAGUUCUAUUGAGGUUUGUAAUGUAACAGAAUUCUCAAAUAAAAAGUUCAAAGAGUGUUUGGCCUUUCUUUUCCUAUUCCAUGGAGUAUUUUUGAACUAAAUUGGGUGUGGCAAUUGGGCUUCUUUCCCAUAAUGUUGAUUUAUUAAAUUAGAAUGUGUAAAGUGUACAAUUAAUAUUGUUUGCAGAUGAUUGAUGGGGAAACCAAACCACCUCCUUUGUUAACAGAAGCUGAUUUGAUUGGUCUGAUGGAGAAACAUGGCAUAGGUAAGGAGUAACUCAAGAGUAUUUACAAAUGAUUUUGUCUGAUCAUCCAGAUCAGUGGUGAAGUGCAAAGGACUGUUGUUGGUUACUGUCAUUGUUGUCUUCAUUGAGGGAAUUCCAAGAUGUUGAUCUAUCCAUCUCUGAAGAAAAACAAAAUUAUCUUUAUCCAAAGGACAGAGAAAAAAGGGAGAAAAUAGUUUCUGUUGUUACAAAAGUAAUCAGCUGACCUAAUGACAGCUUCACAUCUCGCUAGAAGUAGAGAGUGGAAAUCAUGGGUGGAGGGAAAAGUUAAUUGAGGUCUUUUAUCCUUCUUGCUACAGGCACAGAUGCCACUCAUGCUGAGCAUAUUGAGACCAUCAAGAACAGGUGCUAUGUGGGAGUGCAGCAAGAUGGGACCUUCUUACCAGGACAGCUGGGAAUGGGACUUGUGGAAGGUACAAUGAGAUCCUAUCACAUGACCCCCAUGUUGUUAGUGACCAUCCUGUUCUUAUGGUAGAGAUAGAGUAUUUAACUUCUCUGGUUAAUUUUCCUCAUUUAUGAAGAAUUGUAAAGUUAAGUUAAUCCUUAACAUAUUUUUAUUUAAAGGUUAUGAUUUGAUGGGAUUUGAGCUCUCUAAACCAAGACUAAGGUCUGAACUUGAAGCAGAUUUAAAGAGGUAAAGUUCUCAAGUCACACCAGGAAGACUCCACUGCUCGCACAUACCCUUUUUUUUCUCAUUUCUCUUCCACUCAGGGUUCAUACAGGUCCUGGAAUACCUGGAAUUUUACUUUGACAUUUCCCAGGGGUGAAAAGUCCUGGAAAAGGACUACAAGUUGUGGAAAGUCCUGGAAAUAUGCUUAACUCAAGCAACAAAGUUUUUAGAAUUUAUGUUAUAAAAAAUGUACACAGACUGUAAGGAGAAUUUAUUCUGAAAUCUUAGGAAUGAACUGGUUUAAGGUGAAAUUUUGAGUGCUGGAAAAAUCAACGUAAGUCCAGAAAAAGUCUUUGAAAUUUGAUUCUCAAAAAGGGUACAAACCUUGUCCACUUCUUGGUCUUCAACUAAGUGAGGUGAAGUUAGCAAUUAUUGGUCUAUUGGUAAACAUCAAUAUACAAAGAUACAAACUAAAAAAUAAUUGUUGCAAACAUAACAAAGGAAAAACUUAAGUAUGUAACUUGCUUAAACUAUUAGCCAAUUAUGUUUUCUUUUGCAGAAUUUGUGAAGGAACAAGAAAUAAAGAUGGUGAGACAGAUUAUAAACCACUGACAUAAUUUAAGUAUUCUCUUUAAACUUGCAAUAUCUACUGAUUGGUGAACUUUGUCAUUUAGAUGUACUUGUGGAACAAAUAGCAAAGUACAAGGAACAAUUUGUCCAAGCUGUGCAAGAGGUUUGCUACCUUAAUUUAUGUCAGUUUACAGCCCUCCUUUACUUUGCAGAUGAAAACUUGAAAAUGAAGACAUUUUUUUUUCUUUUAAACAUUUGCAAAGAAAUUCCUCUCAAUUUAAUUUGAUGAAUGGUUUAAAUCAUGUGGGGCUGCUCUAAUUUGCUGAUUUUUUUAAGAAUUGAUCGAUCUUUAGAUUGUUAAAUAAUAAUAUUACUAAUGAUUCAGCUGUGAACAGUCCAUGAGUUGGCUCUGCCUGUCCACUGUUUCCAAGUGAAAUUGGAGCUUUUAAGACAGAUGUGUUCUGUGACAUUGUGUUUCACCACAGGCAGUCAAACUGGAUCAAGCUUUAAGACCGUACUUUGGAGAUCCUCAAGAAUUCAUUGACGAAGGUUUGUAUUUUUAUCUCUACACCUAUGAUUAUAAUGGCCAAAUAGGCAGGAUGACAAUAACUAAGUAAUUAAAGCAAGAAAUAAAGUACAUGCCAAACACUUCAAAUAACUUGCCUUACAACAGAAACACUAGUGUAAUUAUUCAUUAACUAUUUCUCCUUGAAUUAUUCAGCUUUCCACAGACUUUUCUUGUUUUGCCUUAUCCUUUUUUUUUGUUUGUUUUCCACUUAAGUUCUUGGUAGUGGGGAUGAGAGGGGAACAGAACCCAUGCGGCUUUGUCCAAGAUGUAAAACAGAACAAAUGGUGCUUAAAAAGACCAAAGAUGGAAGGUACUUAGCUCAUUUUAUCAGCAAGUGUUCACAAGUGCUCCUGUUCAAACUGUUUAUAAAUACAUGCUCACAUUUUUUCAAAGGGCUAGUGUUGGCUCCACAAAAUCUAUAAGUAGUAGUGGAAUAUUUAUUGAGCUGAAGUUUCAUUUACUAAUGAUGUUUUCCCAUGUUAUCAAUCUGCAGCUACAUGGUCGGUUGUCAAGGAUAUCCAAGAUGUCGUGCCAGUAUAUUCUUCCCUAAAUUUGUUUUAGAGGCUUCAGUUGAUGAGUCUCUAUGUCAGCAGUGUCAACCUGGAGAUGUACAUCAAAUUAGGUUCAAAUUUAAGAGAGGCUCUGUUCCACCAAUGAUGCCACUGGAGUAAGUUGACUUUUGAUUCACAAAGUGUUUCUAUUGUUGGUGUUACCUUAGUUGCAAUUUCAAGAGUUAAAUCCUCACAGGGAACCCAGAUUUUUCCUCUGUCCUCAUUCCUGACAAAUGUUUAACAAUCUUUUCUAUUAAAUAAAUGAGCACUAAAUGCUUAUUUCUUACUCCUCACCUUAUGGUAUGUUUUCAAAUUUGCUGAUCCCAGCUGUUGGCAGGACGCUCUCACACACUCUGUGGGGUAGUUCUUGUGAAAUUGGAAGCUCCACGGCUCAAUCAUUCAUCAAGGACUCAAAUUUUUCUUCGUCAGACGCUUGUGACAAAAUGUUAGCGCACAGGGCCAUGAAAAUGUCAUGCCAACUUUUGUGCUUUCCCCUUAACUUAGCAGUGAAUGUUGAACAAAAGUAUUAAAUCUCAGUUGGUCCUUUAUUUCUUACUGGUUUGAAUUUCUUUUAUUUUUCAUGACCAUUUCUUUUUCCAACGCUCAUACCUGUCCAUUGUACUGUUGUGUUGGUAGUUACAAAGGCUGCGUCGGUGGAUGCGAUGGAACUCUUACAGAGCUGCUGGAUUUAAAGGAUUUGACAAGGCUCCCUACUGAAUCAGGUAUCAGCUCAUUGUUUCCCUUGGCUAAAAUGGCGUCUCGUGACGGCAUGAAAUACCGCUAGUUGUCCUGGUUUCAAGGCAAUGUAUCAGCUCGAUUCUUUGUUAUAGUUUUUGGUAUCGGUUCUUGCUAAUAAAAAUGGUUAAAAUGUUGGUCUCAUGACAGCAUGAAAUACCGCCUGUUGCCCGAGUUUCAAGACAAUUUAUGAGCUUGAUUCUUCGUUAUACUUUUUGGUGUAGGCUUUUUCUAAUAACGCGCAAAAAUUUCGACACGUAGGUGGUUCGCACACAAGAGGAAGCGGAAGACAAACCCCUCAGCCCAGUUACAGGGGUAACAGGGGUAACAGACUUACCACAGGGCGUGGUCAAGUGGUGCCCAACAGACCUGCUGCAACACCUCAAGUUGCAAGACCGCCCGCUCAAAGAGGAAGAGGAUUUCAACCAGCUGGUCAAAGUUGGGGGCAAACUAGUGGAAACAACACAUCAUUUGCAGGAGGUACUUGUUGAACUGAACGAUUAUAUGUCAGGUUUAACGGUCAAUUACGGAAGACUCGCGUCUAGUAAAACCAGCGCUUAAUAGAGUGAUUUGGGGCAAAAGAUUCAAGUCGUUUCUUUUCAAUUUUAGGUUUUAAUCAAUUUCCUUCAGCUGGCUCUGGCGAUGGGUAAGUACCACAGUCAACCAAAUUACUAAGAAACCAAGGGAAACUAAGAAAUGCACACAUUUGCAAAGCAGAUGCAGCAAUGAUUAUAUUGAGCAUCUACCGUCAAGUUCACAUCAGGUAUACACUGUCAUCGCGUUCUAACAGUGUAAAAUCUUUCAAAGAACCUCUGAUAUCUGGGAUAUGAGCUUGCACGACGAUGAGAACACAACAAUGCUGUGUUCUCAUUGUAUGUCACGUUGUUGAAUAGACAUAUAAAGCUCUGGGCCUAGUUAAAUUUUGUUAAAUAAUAGCCACAUUACAGGGAAGAACCUUCUCAGUGGAGUCACUAUCAGUGAUGGGAGAGAGCUGUGCUGGGAGAAUUAGCCUGGUUAGGCUGUAAGUUUUGCUAGAAUGUGGUCAUAUCUGAAUGUUUGUUUGUCAGAGGUGAUGAGAACUGUGUUGUUUGUACCUGUGGGCAGCCUGCAAUGCUGCUGACUGUUAAAAAAGAUGGACCUAAUCAAGGUGAGUUAAGAUCACUGUUGUUUAAUUGUGUUAUGUUUUAAAAAUUAAGGCCGAAAGAUAUGGGGCAAUCUGAAAUGAUUAAUAUUUCAAUUUUGACAUUUUGUGCUCAGGUCGGCCAUUCUACAAAUGUUCAAACAGAGACAAUGGCUGUGGUUUCUUUUUAUGGGCUGAUGAUGAUUCUAGUAGUUCGUCUUCAACAUUUGGACAAACCGCUCCUCUGAGAUCAGCCAGUAACUUAAACAGGAAUAGUACAGGUAUUUCACAAUUUUUUUGUAAUCAUGUGCAUUGUUCUCCAGCAAGUUUACAUAUGUAAGAUGAAAAAGUGUGGCUGGCACUUGAUCAAAAAUCAGUUUUCAUUCGUGAAUAUUGAAGUGAUUGAUUAUAGCCAGAUUAUGUAUUUGAUGAAUUGAAUUGAAUUUUUUUUUUCUCGGUAAGCUCAAAAAGUUACCGAAAUCGUCAGUAUAUCUUGCAACUUUUCUUCAUGUAGAUCUUGAACUGUGGUUACAAAUAUGUAUACCCUCCGUGCAAACGUAUUGACGAAUAAAUGCAAUUUUACUUUCAGGAUUUAAUUCUGACAGAAACUCAACUUUUCCACGAACCAGGUACCUUUUUGUAUUUCAGUCCGAAUAACUUUCAUAGUUAAAAUGUCAAAUAUUACAUCUCUACGUGAAGUGAAGCCUCAAAUAGAAUUGCUUAAAAUGCUAUCUUGGGUUAUGUUAACAUUGUAGUGGAUCACUGGAUGCACACGAAUCUGGACCAUCUUGUCACUGUAGUGAACCAGCAGUCAGGUAAGAUAGUGUUACUAUGAUGAACGCAAUUUCAAAACAGCUAAAUAGCUGAUCACCUAGAAAAAUACUCACAUGAUUUCAUGAUCCUACCAUUCACAAAAGCGAAUCGAAUACGCGACUGAAAAAUGAGGACCGACCUUGAUGACUCCAAAGAAGAAAAAGCUUUCCAAAGUUACUAUAGUCGCGUCUUUAAGAGUUUUUUUUUUCCAUAUUUUACAGUCGCACAGUUUCCAAAGAGGGAGCGAACAAGGGUCGACCGUUCUACUGUUGUGCUAAACCCAGAGGUCAGGGCUGUGAUUUCUUUGAAUGGGGUGACACUACAGAGCCAUCAUCGGCUAACAGCAAGUUUAAACCUGGAAGAUCUGCAUCGACAAACAAUGGAGGAACAAGGAAAAGAAAAUGUGGCCUUUGCCACCAAGAAGGUAGGAUAUUCUAAGCAUCUUAAGACACCUUUAGUUUGUGCUCAACUGUUUGGUGCUCUUUAUUUGAAAAACCUAAGUUUCUGGUAUUGUUUUAAACUUUAAACGAAUUUCAACGAGUUGUUUAUAUCGAAAACUCUAGUUUACUCUUAUUGUUGGGUUACCACGGUUAAUGUGUUGAUGGUUAUUCUAGUGAAAUAAAGCUCCGACAGAAUACUUAAACGUCCUAAAAUAUCAAGUAUUUCCAAUGUCAGGUCAGGUGAAAACUUCUCUCUCAGUGCAACCACGAUUUUUCUGUACUUCCACUUAAUUUCAAGAAAGGUUUCAUAUUUUAUGGCACCGGGCACUUUUAUUCAGUGUCAGAUGUUCUUAAGAAUCCCAAGACAGGAAGGAGACUUCGUUAAUAAGAGAGAAACUUGCUGUUCCAUGCUUGGACAUUUAUUCGUUAAGUGCACAGACUGAGAACAAGCUAAAUAAUUUUCAAAUAGACCGUGAAUUGUUACUUGUCGCUGACUAUCAAUUUUCUUCUUUCAUUUUUAGGUCAUACCAAGCGAACCUGCCCCAUGAACCGAUAAAGACACUGUGCGCAGAAUUUGACUUUUUUUUUUAAUGUUGAUACCAAUAUGGAUGUAAAUAGGCUCCUACAGAAAUAUUUCUACCAAAUAAUGGUUCAAAUUCUUUGUCAUGAAACUGGAUUGUGAUUGAUUUUAUACAUAAUAAUAUUACAAUAUUUAUAUGUACUUCUGGUUUCCUUUUGUUGUAGGAAAUUUAUACUCUAACGCCGUGCGUAACAAAAUUGUGUAAGACUUUUGCGUCCAUCCAAGUUAAAUUCUUCGGUACAAACAUCGCUAAAGAACAAAACUAAACCUAAUGCCGUUGAAUAAACUUCGGUACAGGAUGAAAUCAUUGCAUUUCACGAAAGAGGUGUGGUUGGAAUGAACUCCUUUGAAUUAAAGUGUCUACUACUGUCCAGGCGUUAAUUGUACUUUGGGUGAUUCGUUAUAGAAUAAUAGCUGUAGAUCGCAACCUCAGAGAUCAAUGAGUUGUUAAAUCAUUUUACCAGAUACUUUUAUGUUCAGUUAUUCAUUGCUUUUUCUCUAAUUAUUGGUAUUAGCCCUUAGAAAUCUUACCGACAAAAAUCAACAGAACAAGGGUGC
Pocillopora meandrina is the source of this 14555-nucleotide messenger RNA. Lineage: Eukaryota; Metazoa; Cnidaria; Anthozoa; Scleractinia; Pocilloporidae. The record is from the annotation of a GenBank genome assembly.